Molecule: messenger RNA, 1391 nt
Organism: Metopolophium dirhodum (rose-grain aphid)
Lineage: Eukaryota; Metazoa; Arthropoda; Insecta; Hemiptera; Aphididae
Gene: mip40
Product: protein lin-37 homolog
Exons: 8
Coding region: 338-1057 (239 amino acids)
Biological process (GO): negative regulation of transcription by RNA polymerase II
Cellular component (GO): transcription repressor complex; Myb complex
Source: RefSeq, a predicted model, not a curated record
GGAAAUCAUUCAGAAAUAAAAAAUAAUGAAAAAUACUGAAUUCAGUGAAUUCAGAAUUCAAAAAUAAUCCGUACUUGUGGUUAUUACAGUUUGUUUACCGACUUACCAUUAAACUAAUACAAAGUAAUAUUAAAGUCAUCUCGUCACUCAUAAUGUUUUCAGCAAUAUUGUGUAUCAAUUUUGAGUCUUAACUACAACUACGGCCUGAGUGUGUCUAUCCGGCGCAAAACAGUUUUUUCUAUGUUGUACAUUUGUAAGACGGAGACAACACAUGCGGGUAUAGCGUCCUCUUAAAAGUAAAACAUAAUUAGACAAGAGUCAACUAGUGAAAUAAAUCAUGGUUAAAAAAAGGAAAAGUGUACUAAAAUCUUCAACACAGGUUGUUGAUUCACCAAUGAAAGAACCAAGAAUUAUAAGAGGUAAUCAUUUAGAAAAAGCUCGCAACAGUUUAAAUGAAGCUCUUGAUGUUAUUGCAAAGAAGGAGCAAAACAAAGCCAAUGAUGUGACCGAUAAUGAUGUAUUAAUUGUAGAAGAAAAUGAUACAAAUAAGCGAAUUAAGAUAAAUGAAUCUAAACAAGAAGUUAAAGAUUCGUUGGUAUUAAAGUUACGAGAUCGCAGCAUUGAUUUAGCUUCUUUUACCAAUAAUUCAGCAAUGUACUCUAUAUGCCGAGCUUGGAUUAAAAAUGACCCAUUAUCAGCAAGACAAGUAAAAAGUAAAAAAUCUGAACAAUUGGAACGUUCGCUUAAAAUUGAUAAUGAAUCAUCUACAAUUGAAGAUUAUGUUUAUAAAUUGCCACCUCCUAAAAGCAGACCUGAAGAUGAGACUGAUGUAAUUUACAGAAUACCUAUAAAUUUACCAAAGGAUGUAGUAACCAAAAUGGAUAUUAAAAAUAAUAUUAAAGAAGUUCCUACUGUUAGUGAAUUACUUAAUGAGCACAGGAAAAGAUGGGUUUGUAUACGACAGCAGUGGAUUAAAUUCAGUAAUGAAAAUGAAUCCCGCUACGCUAUGUCUAAAAGCAUUUUGAAUUCAAUGUUAAACAAGGAUAAUAAUGUUUAGUACAUUCAGUAUACCAGUCUACAAGAAUAUAAUAUUUUUAUCAAUUUUUCUUUUUAGUUAAGUAUUGCAUAAUGUAUUAUACAAUUAUACAACAAAAUUAAUUUUAUAGCAUUAAAGAUUGUAUAUUGGAAAUUUAACUAUAUUUAUUUUAUUCAUACAUUUAGGUUUUAAGUAUUGUCAAGUAACAAUAUUAUUUUACUAUGGUUCUUAACUCUUUUAAUAUUGUAACAUAUCGAGUAAUUUAUUAAUUAUCAACCAUUAUAUUGCAGAUGUAAAAAAUUACUAUAAUAAACAUUUUUGUUAUACAUUAAUGUGCAUAUAUUAUUUAAAAUAU